This is a messenger RNA of Auanema sp. JU1783, 1269 nucleotides long. Lineage: Eukaryota; Metazoa; Nematoda; Chromadorea; Rhabditida; Rhabditidae. The record is from the annotation of a GenBank genome assembly.
AUGAUCGAAGUAGACCAACGCAAACCACAUGUCGCUCCUCCACCAGUACCGAUAAGUGGAAGAACUAAAUCGGAGAAGGAAGAAAAAACGGGAAGAACUUUAGAAUUGAACGGACAUGUUGGAUUUGAUUCUCUACCUCAUCAGUUAGUGAAAAAAUCAGUUGAAGCAGGUUUUCAAUUCAAUUUGAUGUGUGUUGGAGAGACCGGAAUGGGAAAAACAACUUUGAUUGAGUCUCUCUUCAAUAUGAAGUUAGAUUUUGAGCCAUGCAAUCAUGAGCUAAAAACUGUCGAGCUUCGCAGUAAAACAUAUGAUGUAUCUGAAGGCGGAAUUAGAGUAAAGUUAAGAUUGGUAGAGACUGCUGGUUUUGGAGACCAACUAGACAAAGAAAAAAGUGCCAGAGUAAUUGUUGAUAAUCUGGAACUACAAUUUGAGAAAUAUCUUCAAGAAGAACUUAAGGUUCGACGAAAUCUGUUCAGGUUUUUCGAUGAUUCUCGUAUUCAUGCAUGCUUGUAUUUCAUCUCGCCUACUGGUCAUGGACUGAAAGCACUUGACUUGGUCACCCUCCGUGAACUCGCAAAGCGUGUCAACGUUAUCCCUGUAAUUGCUAAGUCAGAUACAACCUGUAAAGAUGAAUUGAUGCGCUUCAAACAGAAGAUAAUGAGCGAGUUGCGUAAUCAUAAAAUUGAAAUUUAUCAGUUCCCCACGGAUGAUGAAACUGUUAGCCAAGUAAAUACUUCCAUGAAUGCAGCAUUACCUUUCGCUGUUGUUGGUAGUGGGGAUUUCAUUAAAAAAGAAAACGGAGUUUCAGUCAGAGCUCGAAAAUACCCGUGGGGAAUCGUUGAAGUGGAAAAUGAACAACAUUGUGAUUUUGUAAAACUUAGAGAAGCUUUAUUACGCACGAAUGUUGAUGCUAUGCGCGAAAGAACUCAUAAUGUUCUUUAUGAAAAUUACCGAAAAGAGAGACUCAGAUCAAUGCGGAUGGGGGAAGCUGAUUCUGGACCCAAAAUUAUUGAAGCUUUCACAGUGAAACAAAAGGAGUAUAAUGAUGACAUUGCUCGCCGUGAACAGAAGCUUCGUGAGGAUUAUCAAAAACGGCUAGAAUCUAAAGAAGCCGAAUUGCGUCAAAAGGAAGAGACGUUGAAUAUAAAACACCGCGAAAUAGAAGAUCAGAUGAAAUAUGAUCUCCAGCAUUUAGACACUGAGCUCAGGAACUUGAAUGAAGAGAAGGCUAGGCUUCUCGUCAAGGCAGCGAAGAAGCUGAAAAAAUAA